AUGUCUCAAAGACACACGGGACGGGUAUAUACCGUGAGAGACACUCCCGAAGACACUGACGACUCGCUCUACUUAGUCUUACAGUUAAUGAUUGUCUUUUUGACGCCAAGUGCCAAACACGUCAUGGUCAACCUCAGCAGCAGCGGCAUCAAGGAAGGCUUUGCUUCCGUCAUUGCCCUCCAGGACGCUGGGGCGCCGCUGAUUUGUCAGUCUCACCAUGACCAUUGCAAUUGGGAUUGGCAAUGCUUGUUCCUACCCGGGCGCCACCGCCGGCCGCCGCUGCACUUAGGGAAAGAACAAAUUCUAAUGUGGCACCUUGGAUCCGUGGCGGCAGCUUGCCCUCCCCAGGAUCCUGCUCUGGGAAAGGGACUGCAGCAGCUGGCCAUUUUAUCGCAAAUGGUACAUGCCUGUGCGGACCUUCACCGACAAGGUCCGAGUCCUGGCCGAAGCCAACUUUGGUGUGAUAUACCUAUGUAGUAUGUCACAGCAUCUGUAAUUCAAUCUUGUGUUACGUCUCAUCACGUCCUGUUUGGAACGUAAGUAAAAGAGACACUACUUACAGUUAGUGUGAUUUUCAGUCUUCUGGUAAGGGGUUGUUCAUUGGACUGAACAGACCAAUUCCCAUUAAAAGACAUAGAAUAGUCUUCCCCUCAUUGUUUU
This is a messenger RNA of Phaeodactylum tricornutum CCAP 1055/1, 660 nucleotides long. RefSeq lists its product with no specific name. Bases 1 to 477 code for a protein of 158 amino acids. The record is from RefSeq and is a predicted model, not a curated record. The transcript has 2 exons. Lineage: Eukaryota; Bacillariophyta; Bacillariophyceae; Surirellales; Neidiaceae.